AGAUGGAGCGUCAGUUCCUGGCGCUCAGACAGGGUACUCGUUCUGUUGACGAGUACGAGAGAGAGUUUACCCGACUCAGGGCCUUUGUUCCCGAUCUAGUAAGUACAGAGGCGAAGAGAGCUCAUCAUUUUACCGACGGACUUCUCCCAGCAGUCCGUCACAACAUCGUAGGUCACGGCAUCCAGACCUACGCCCGCACAGUCGCCAUUGCUCAAGAAGUGGAUGCUAGUAUCCGACGAGAAGCUAUUCCGACUCCAGCACAGCCAGUUGCUCAACCACCUGCCCAGCCCAACUUUGCCCAACAACCAAAGAACAAGAACAAAAGGAAGCUUAAAGGGGGUCCAGAUGAUCGCAGGAACUGCCAGAGGCAGCAGCCAUCGAUACCAGCUUGCCCCACAUGUGGACGACGUCACCGUGAAGAAUGUCUUGUGGGCCAGAACAUUUGUUUCUUUUGUCGCCAACCCGGCCAUAUCAUCCCCAACUGCCCAGAACGACUGCAACAACAACCGCAACAACGACAACCUCAACAACAGCAGCCCAGGCAACAGCCACCACGACCCCAGCAACAGCCACACGGCAGACAACAGGCCCGUGUCUUUGCAGUUGACCAGAGGGAGGCCGACCAGCACCCAAGUACCAUGUCUGGGAUGAUUGUUCUUGAUGAUAUGCCUGUUUACGCCUUAUUUGACACUGGAGCAACCCAUUCUUUUAUAUCACGCCGAUGUCUCGAAGCUAAAAGAGUUCAUUCUAUUACCACUGUCGAUCCUCUCGAGGUGAGUUUAGCCUCGGGACGAAAGAUAGUGACUGAUGUUAGAGCCACAAAUCUCAGCCUUUCCAUCGGUGGCCGUAUUUUGACUACUGAUGCUUAU
Striga hermonthica is the source of this 869-nucleotide messenger RNA. NCBI's taxonomy places the organism in Eukaryota, Viridiplantae, Streptophyta, Magnoliopsida, Lamiales, Orobanchaceae. The record is from the annotation of a GenBank genome assembly.